AUGUAAUCAAUUUUUACCUACAUAUGCAAAGGAUGCAAUCUACUUUACAAGCAAAGCACAAGAAUCCCAAUGAUGUUAUCAUGCGGUCAUAUUGUUUGCAAUAGAUGUAUUCAAAAUCAACUCUAAAAUGGCAAGACAUAAUUGACUUGCCAUUUAGGUGAUUCUUGCUAGCAAUAAGAAGGCUUUAAACUGAUUCCAGUUCAAGAAUUGAUUGACAAUCUUGAUAAAAUAGAUCUUGUAAACAUUUAUUGUGACACUCAUCAUGACAGAUUUAUUGAUAAAUAUUGCAAAACAAAAAAUCAAAUGUUCUGUAAUAUUUGCUCAACUGAUUGCUACUAUGUCAAUCAUGAGAAAUUAGAGCAUGAAAAUAUUUUAGGAAAGCAUUUGGAAAAUUAUAUUUAAGAUAAAAUCCCCACUCUUAAAAAUUGA
Messenger RNA from Stylonychia lemnae, 429 nucleotides. The record is from the annotation of a GenBank genome assembly. Lineage: Eukaryota; Ciliophora; Spirotrichea; Sporadotrichida; Oxytrichidae.